CAGCCCUCUCCUUCCACACGUGCGGUCUAGACCAUCAUGUCUCGGUAGGCAGUUCUCACUCCCGGUUUUGUUGUGAUCGCUUCGUCUGCGCCGCUGGCACGCAUCGGGGAGGAAGCACGAGGAAUGAGAACAAGAGUCCACGGCGACAACGACGACAACGACAUAGUAGCCUCCGGACAUUCGAGGAAAGUACAUACACAACGCCCAAUCGACGCAUCGACGCACCAUGUCAGCGCCUCCGGCCGGAGGGUUCUCCCUCUUUCCCAAUCCCAGCAACGCCCCACGACCGCCAUCGAGAUCCCACAGUCGGCCUCGAGCAGCUACGCCCCAGGAAGGGCCCGCUAGCUCUGUCGAGGUAUCGCCGCCCCGUGCCGCGAGACACGCUCCCGAAAGGAGGAACUCGGUAAGCAGGGAGGGCAAGCAGCGGGCCGUGUCCAACAACCCGUGGCAACAUGCCCUCGAUGCGCGGAAGCAGACGGCCCCCCUCGAGAGCACGGCGGGCCUGUCCACGGCUCCUACCACUGCUGCCGUUGCCCCUGAGGCCCCCGCGGCAGAGGUGGCAUAUUCUCAGCCAGUGACGGAUGUCCCGCAGCGGUGUGAGACUGCCUUCUCGGAGGCUCAGACGCUGGUCCGCAGCGCGAGCCAGAGGUCUCGGAGCUCCAUAGCCAAGCCGCCGAUAGCCUACACCCCGGCUAGGGCGUCUUCGUCUUCACAACCGGAGGAGUCCGAGGAACCGACAGUCAUCCGGUCCAUAUUCCCCCGGUACAACCCCGACGUUCCCCUGUCUCAGCAAGAGUAUUACCCCACCCAAGCGAGCCCAGCCCACAUCCCACAAUCCGCCAUCAGCAGGCCGCUCUAUUCCCCCCGGAGCGCCGCCGCCGCCGCCGGCGGUGCAUCGAGCGGGCAGGCAGGCGCCCAGUCUGGGGGUUCCGCCCAAACAUCCAACUCUCACGCCCGCUGGCCUCCAGUUCGAGGCCGUCGCGAGCCGGCGGCGGUCUCGGCGGUCAGCACGACGGAGGAGCUCCGUGGAUUGUGGAAAGCGGCCAACGGGUGGAGAGCAUCAUCCCUCGAAGGGCGCACCUACUGCCUCAAGAUGACCACGUCCCCGGAGGCCCCCCCGACAUACACCCUCUCUUCCUCCACCGGCCAGCCCUUUUACUGCUUGCGCGUCGAGCCAACCUCAGCCUCCGCCCUCGUCACCCUGUCGCGCUACGACCCAAAUAAGCCCUUCAAGCCCAGCAGCACCACCGCCACCGCCACCUCGUCCUCCACAAUUCCCAUCCCCAGCCCGAGCCCCGACGCUUCCUCGCCCUCGCCACGAGCCUCCUCGUCUAGCCGGCGGUCCAACUACGCGAGCACCUCCCAGACCACCGCGCACACCCCGUCCACCACCGCCCUCAAACACCAAAAAAACUGGCAGGAAGUGCUGUCCACCACGCUCUCCACCUCCGCCAUCACCAACUCCUACACCAGCGACGACGACGACAACAACGACCGCGCCGCCGACGAGGACGACGGCCUGGUGGCGCACCUCUGGCCGAGCGCAGCGGCGCGGCUGGUGGCGGACCGGGCCAACGACGCGGCGACGGUGGCGGUGGCGCAGCACGAGUCGGCGCGGCUGGUGUGGGACGCGGACUCGGGCAGCCACUUCCUGGUGCACCCGGCGCUGGCGGUGCCGUUCAGCGUGGCGGUGGAGCGGCAGGGCGCGCUCAGCCGGACCGAGUACGCGCUCGAGCACCUCGAGUCGCCGGCGCUGAUCGCGCGGCUGGUGCGCGACGGCACCGGCGCCGGCUGGCUCGAGGUCGACACGGCCGUCGCCGGCAAGGUCGACGCCGUCUACCUCGUCGACGUGGUCGUCGCCGCGCUCGUGCUGGUCGCGCACCUGGACGCGAGGAAGAGCAGGGGCCAGCACGGCGCUGGUGGUGGCGGCGGGGAGGUGUUUGAGGCGCCGCCGGGCGGCGACGGUCUGUAUUCGGGCGCUGCUGGGGAGAGGGGCGGGCGGAGCUGGAGUCGGGCGGCCAGCCGGGCGAGCCGGGCUAGCCGGAGAGGGGACAGGGAGCGGAAGAAGGAGUCGAAGAGAAAGAGCGGCAAGGGCAAGCGGGCGGGCAUGGAGCAGUUUGAGAUGGACCUUGAGAGUCAGAGCAGCGAUCUCGGGAAGGAGGACGAUGAGAAGCUCCCGGGAGUGUUGAGGGCCGCGGUGGGGUUGGUGAAGAUCACGUUCAAGUGCUUCGUGUGGAGCGCGACGCUGGCGUUCAAGGCGCUCAUGGCCAUCCUCUCGGGACUGACGAGGUGUUGUGGCCUCGGGAAGCUCUAGGGGUAUGGAGUCGGCGUCGGGUUGGCAACGGGAUCAGGAAACGGCUAAGGAACUCAUCAAAGGGCUAAUGUUGGAUCGUUCGUGGUCGUUAUGAUUCUGGCGUUGGGUAUU
Molecule: messenger RNA, 2425 nt
Organism: Thermothielavioides terrestris NRRL 8126
Lineage: Eukaryota; Fungi; Ascomycota; Sordariomycetes; Sordariales; Chaetomiaceae
Exons: 1
Coding region: 227-2314 (695 amino acids)
Source: RefSeq, a predicted model, not a curated record